This is a messenger RNA of Fonsecaea nubica, 1671 nucleotides long. RefSeq lists its product as hypothetical. The coding region runs from base 1 to 1671 and encodes 556 amino acids. The record is from RefSeq and is a predicted model, not a curated record. Lineage: Eukaryota; Fungi; Ascomycota; Eurotiomycetes; Chaetothyriales; Herpotrichiellaceae. The transcript has 3 exons.
AUGGCGACGCGUGACUACAAAGAGGCCUCGGCAAUAGCUCGUAAGAGAAGGGCUGCCAAUAUUGCUGCCUUCUACAAGACUCCAGGAUGGAAUGAAGCCGACUUGCCCAACAACCUGACCGAGUAUGCGCUCAAAUCUGACUACUAUACCGACGAUGAGCGUCAAAUCAUUCAAUCGGAAGCCGAUGUGAUCCUCGAAAAGAUCAGAACAAAGCAGUGGACGGCACUUGAAGUCGCCAAAGCCUUCUCGAAGGCGUCUGCUUUAGCCCAAGAAUUGACCAACUGCUUGACCGAAGUGCUUUAUCCGGAGGCAAUCGAAAGGGCAAAGUUCCUUGAUGAGUACCUGGAACGUACGGGGAAAACUAUCGGCCCUCUCCAUGGACUGCCUAUCUCACUCAAGGACUGUUUCAUAACAGCACCACAUCCUUCUAGCAACGGGAUGGCGAUUUUUGCCAAUGAGCCUCUCGAAAAGGAUUCGUUGCUCGUCACUAUUCUGCGAAAUUUGGGCGCAGUCUUCUAUGUCAAGACAAAUGUCCCUGUUGCCAUGAUGAUGGCUGAAACAAACAACAAUGUCUGGGGUGAAACGCGGAACCCUUUGCACAAAUUCCUCUCACCGGGAGGAUCUAGUGGUGGUGAAGGAGCUUUGAUAGCCUUCAAAGCCUCGCCGCUAGGUAUUGGGACAGAUGUCGGUGGCAGUAUCCGCAUUCCUGCAGCAUGGUGCAAUCUGUAUGGUCUGAAACCCAGCUUUGGUCGCUAUCCGCAUUAUGGGGCCAAGCCAGGUAUAGCGGGACAGGAAUAUAUCUUGUCAGUCAACGGGCCGAUGGCGAGAUCUUUGCAAACGCUCCAGCUGUAUUCUGAAGCCCUCUUGUCUGAAGACGUGAAACCUUGGGAAUAUGACCACAAGGUUGUUCCGCUGCCAUGGAAACGCAAUGUCAUCCAGCCACCAGGACGGAAGCUCCGCUUUGGCCUGAUUGGCGUCCAUGACAGCCUUGUUCACGUUCAUCCACCCGUGGAGCGGGCUUUGAAAAUGACCCAAGCCGCGCUGGAAAAGCAAGGCCACGAAGUUAUCCCUUGGUCCACCGAGGAUCAUGAAGCGAUCGUUAAGAAUCUCCAAGCAGCUUUCUUCGAUCUUGGUGGCGCUGCCAUCAUGGACCUCAUUAAGCCUUGGGGAGAGCCGGUUUUCCCUAGCAUGGAAGGAUAUGCACUGGCGGCUGCUGCUGGUGAGGGUGAGCUUGGGCCGACCAAGAUGCGGAUGAUGAACCUCCGGCGCAAUGAACUGCAGAAAGCCUAUCUUGACCGCUGGAAUGCGACUGCCACCGACGAGAAACCACGACUAGACGGCAUCAUCUGCGCCACAUCGCCAUGGGCAGCCCCUCGGCUGGGUCAGACACAGAGGCAGAGUUUGUACGUUGGCUACACGGGCUUCGUCAACUUUUUGGACUUUGGCGCCUGCACCUUUCCCGUCACCUUUGCGGACAAGGAGCUCGACAAGGCCAGAGACAUGAGCACCUUCAAGCCACUGAGCGACAUCGACGGCAGGAUCCAACAAGACUACGACGCCGAAUUCUACCACGGAGCGCCCGUAGCCUUACAGAUUGUCGGCAGGCGACUCGAGGAAGAGAAGAUCCUCGAAAUGUGCGAGGUCAUCGACAACUGUCUGAAGAAUGCUUAG